This is a messenger RNA of Saccostrea echinata, 843 nucleotides long. RefSeq names its product alpha-crystallin B chain-like. The transcript is spliced from 3 exons. The record is from RefSeq and is a predicted model, not a curated record. Bases 98 to 673 code for a protein of 191 amino acids. Gene Ontology annotation, biological process: protein refolding; response to heat. Gene Ontology annotation, molecular function: protein folding chaperone. Lineage: Eukaryota; Metazoa; Mollusca; Bivalvia; Ostreida; Ostreidae.
GCGCUGUGCGAGAUAGUUCGAGAAAAACGUAGAAGAGUCACCUUGGUAUAUAAGAUACAUCGUGGCGACGCAGUGAGGUUUCCCUUGUUUAUCUAGUAUGAGUUUAGCAAUUAUUUCGAGGGUUUGUCCUAGGGUGAGCCGAGGUGUCCAGGCCUUGGCAUGUAGGGGAUUUGCAGACCGAAAUAUACCAGUUCACCAACAUAGCGCAAAGGACCACCAACGCACAUCCCUAGAACCAUGGAACGAUUUUGUCCUUCCAUCCAGAAUUUUACCCGAGUCCUUCGCCAAUCGUUUCCGAGAUGUAGAGAAAAUGAUGCGAGACAUGGAGAAUUAUCUGGAACAUAAAUAUUUGUCUUUUCCUGCAAGAGGAGAGGAAUCGAAGGUUGAGAUCAGUGACAAAAAACUUAAGAUCAAGCUGAAUGUUCACCAGUUCAAACCCGAAGAAAUAAAUGUGAAAAUCCAGGAUAACAAACUGACCAUUACUGGAAAGCAUGAGAAGAAGUCGGAGGAGGGACACAGUUAUUUCGCCCAGGAGUUUACACAACAGUACACCAUACCACAGGGAAUUGAUUCAGACAGCAUCAUCUCUACUUUCUCUGACGAGGGUGUGCUGGUGAUCCAAGGAAAAGUUAAGGGAGGCGGAUCAAAAGAGAUUCCUAUUGACAGGAAGUAAACGGUAGAUUAGGAACAGGGCAAAAUCUCUACGCAGUGACGUGGCAUUGUGACCAAGGGACUAUUUUGUGUAAUCCCUCCAGGCCAAGUAGCUGGUUUUAAGAAUUUUGAAAAAUGUUGCGCUGUAUAUUUUUUUGUGUAAAACUUUCAAUAAAAUUGAGAGUGAAAUGA